AUGGGCUCCCUGUCAAAUCGUCCGGUCGAGCUGUUCGAUGCUGUCCCUCAGGCUCCAGAAGACCCAUUAUUUGGGUUGAUGGCAGCUUACCGAAAAGAUCAGUUUGAGAAAAAGGUCGAUCUGGGAAUUGGUGCAUACAGAGACAACAAUGCGAAGCCAUGGGUGCUGCCUGUGGUGAAAAAGGCAGACGAAAUCCUCCGAAAUGAUCCCAAUCUGAAUCAUGAAUAUCUCCCUAUCGCUGGCCUUCCAGAGUUCACUUCCGCUGCUCAGAAACUCAUCCUUGGUUCAGAAAGCCCCGCGAUCAAAGAGGGACGGGCCACCUCCCUCCAAACCAUCUCAGGGACGGGCGCCGUUCAUCUAGGAGGUCUCUUCCUAUCCAAAUUCCUGCUCAAACCCACUUCAGCCAUCUAUGUGUCCAAUCCCACCUGGGCCAAUCACAACCAAAUCUUCACAAAUGUCGGCCUUUCCAUAAAGUCCUAUCCAUAUUUCUCUGCGAAGACCAAAAUGCUUGACAUUGAUGGACUCUUGUCGACACUGAAAGCAGCACCGGAGAAAAGUAUUAUCCUGCUUCACGCAUGUGCACACAACCCUACGGGUGUUGACCCUACGCAAGACCAGUGGAAACAGAUCGCCGAGGUGUGCAGGGCACGGUCGCUCUUUCCCUUUUUUGACUGUGCAUACCAGGGGUUUGCCUCAGGCAGCUUGACCACCGAUAAUUGGGCCAUCCGUUACUUUGUCGAGCAGGGCUUCGAGCUGAUCAUCGCUCAAUCUUUCGCGAAGAACUUUGGUCUGUACGGUGAGCGGGCUGGUGCCUUCCACUUUGUCGCUGCUCCGGGAACCAAGGCACAGGAUGUCACCAAAAGAGUAGCCAGCCAGCUAGCUGUUCUUCAACGAUCGGAAAUCUCGAAUCCCCCGGCUUAUGGUGCACGUAUCGCCAGUAUCGUACUCAGCGAUAGUACCUUGUUUGCCGAAUGGGAAAAAGACUUGCGAACCAUGUCCGGACGCAUCAUCGAGAUGCGCAAGAGUCUCAAGACCGAAUUGGAUGCACUAGGCACACCCGGAACCUGGGAUCACAUUACCAGCCAGAUCGGCAUGUUUUCCUUCACUGGGCUCUCGGAGGCUCAGGUGCUAGCCAUCAGAGAAAAAUGGCACGUCUACAUGACCAAAAAUGGCCGUAUCAGUAUGGCUGGCCUGAACACAUCAAAUGUCAAGUACUUCGCCGAGGCGCUGGACGACGUGGUUCGGCAUGUCAACUAA
Messenger RNA from Capronia epimyces CBS 606.96, 1257 nucleotides. RefSeq names its product aspartate aminotransferase. Gene Ontology annotation, biological process: L-aspartate biosynthetic process. The record is from RefSeq and is a predicted model, not a curated record. The coding region runs from base 1 to 1257 and encodes 418 amino acids. Gene Ontology annotation, molecular function: L-aspartate:2-oxoglutarate transaminase activity; pyridoxal phosphate binding. The transcript is spliced from 3 exons. Lineage: Eukaryota; Fungi; Ascomycota; Eurotiomycetes; Chaetothyriales; Herpotrichiellaceae. Gene Ontology annotation, cellular component: cytosol.